GUGGGCAUGGCGUGUAGGACCGACUGGGCUCCUCUCCAAGCUCAUCCACCUCAGAAAUCCUGGUUCACUGGCCAGGUGAGUCAAUGGUUGCUAUUGCCGGAUCGUCAAGGUAACGUAUAUGUACACAGUUUGGGGCUUCCGAACGCUGAUAUGUCUCGCAGGCUAUAAUGUCUGGAGGCUGUCCCUCCGAUGAUUAAUCUUUGUGACUUGGCAUCGCCGCACAGAGAACCGAUAUCAUUUAGGCAAAUGUCAGUUCAGCCAUUGGCCAUAUUCCAGUCAAGAGGAUCGACAUGCCUGAGACGGCGUGAUAUGGGCAGUAAGUAUCAAGGCAGUAUGAUUUUGAACAUGUGUUUUGAUCUCGCCGGCCUGGAUUCUUCUCCUCAACCAUGAAUAGCACACCGAGCGAUUAAUCCAAGAUGCAGACAUUUCCUUUGAUUAUCGGACUAUUCGUAGCAGGACUUACGAACGCUUUUCAGGAAAACAUCGAAAAGGCGACGAGCUGCUCACGGAGCCCUCUGGUUCGCGAGGCCCAACUCGUUUGCUCAGCGCCCCAAGCCAAGCGUCAACGCCAAACCAGCUUCAAAGAUGACACUCCGGGCCUAUGGAAGAAAUCUGACCAACGAUAUCAGCCUCCAAGCGACUAUAAGCUUCCACCUUCCUGGAAGGGGCCGGAGAAGUGCUUCCAAGAAUUUUGCCUUUUCUCAAACCCAAACUUUGGCGAGGGCAUGUCCCUCAUCACGACAAGCCGCAUCGCCUAUCUCGCUUCCAAGGCCCCAGUUACUUCCAUUUCAGGUCUUCAACCGACGGCGUACUACGAGGCCGAGGUGCCCGGAAAAGGGGCUGGGCUGUUUGCCAAUCGGACCAUCCACAGAGGCGAGAUCAUCUUCCAGCGUCAUCCAGUCCUCGCGAUACAGUCCACUCCGCACCUCGACCUAGACCCCAGAGUGCGAGAAGAGUUGUAUCAAGCUGCCAUUGACCGGCUGCCCCAGGAAACUCGAGCUCGUUUCCUACGGCAAGUGGGCACUACCAUGUACGACAAGGCCGAGAAGAACGCUUUCCGCAUCUUUCUCGACGGCAGCCGCAAGCACUCCCCUCACUUGGGACUGUUUCCCGAGGUGAGCAAAAUCAAUCAUGACUGCCGGCCCAACAUCCACUACCGCAUCACCGACUUCACCCACACCACCGUCGCGGUGCGAGACAUCCACCCGGGCGAGGAACUCACCGUCAGCUACAUCUACGGCAAGACGCUGCAUGCCGACCGCCAGAAACAGCUCCACGAAUGGGGCUUCAACUGCACCUGCAGCCAGUGCACCCUGCCCCCGCUCGAGAUCGGCGCCUCAGACAACCGCAUCCGCCAGAUCAAGGCCCUCGAGAACGAGAUCGAGACGCUCAUGGCCCACCCGGGGGGUAAAGGCGUCAAGCCCGAGAUGGGCGGCAAGCUGGUCGAGCUGUACGUGGCAGAGAGGCUCGACGCGUACCUCGCGCCGACGUACACGCGGGCGGCGCUCCUCUACUCCAUGUUUGGCAGCGAGGAGAGGGCGAGGGUGUUCGCGACGGAGGCGAUGGCCGCGCUGGAGAGGGAGGUCGGCCCGCAGGCCAAGGAUAUCGAGUCGAUGAGGCGGUUGGCUGAAGAUCCUAAGGGGCAUUGGUCUUGGGGGAUCAAGGUUACGAGCGGGACGGGUGCCAGUGAGGUGGGGAGGAAUGAAACUCGUCGGAGCGGGAAGUAAGUUGACCGUUUGUGAGAGCGCUAGCGAGAAUGGGUUUUGGAAGAGGGCGAGAGCUGUUCAAUAUUUGUCGUUUCAUGGCCAUCAUCAUUCUCAUUGCCGCCUAUGCUGCAACCCAUCAGUGCAUAGGCACAUGUGGCACGCAAACUCAGCGGAUGCCAAUGGUAAGGGAGUAUUAAUCUUGUGAAUUCGCGGUUGUGAUUCUGUGUUAGUGAUG
Parathielavia appendiculata is the source of this 1941-nucleotide messenger RNA. RefSeq names its product SET domain-containing protein. The record is from RefSeq and is a predicted model, not a curated record. Gene Ontology annotation, molecular function: protein binding. The transcript is spliced from 2 exons. The coding region runs from base 417 to 1727 and encodes 436 amino acids. NCBI's taxonomy places the organism in Eukaryota, Fungi, Ascomycota, Sordariomycetes, Sordariales, Chaetomiaceae.